AUGGACCCAAAUCAGCCCCCACGUCGAGUUUCUUUCCAUACUAAUGUUGCUGCCGAUUCUACAAGCUCUAUCUCCAGCAACACACCCAAUUUGUCUAACCCUCCAUCUAACCGUGGGCGACCAAGCUCAAGUUUUGGUGGUCCAAGACUCAGGCCAUUGACUCAACUUAAUGACGAAUCAGUCAAGCAAGUUGCGAGAAAAACUUCGCACGAUGAUCAAUCUUUCCCGGGUUCAAUUCAUCAAUCCGAACACUCCAGGCGCGGCAGUACGUCUGCGAAUAGUUUGGCAAACUCGCCCCGGUCAUCCUUGCCCACCCCUGGAUUGACCACUUCCUCUACCAGUGUACCCAACUUCACCUUGGGGGCUCGAGUUCGAGACUUGGAUGUAGAAUCAACUUUUCAAACUCGUCAAGCUAGUCCACAUCCUUAUGAUGUGAUCCUACCAGGAGAUGAGCAUCGUAGAGCUGCCUUACCAACUAAGAACCGUGCUCCAACUACGAUUGCCAGUAGUACAGUUGGCUCCAAUCGCAUGGGCUCAUUUGCCAACCAGCCCCGAAACACGCCCAUCGGUGCCCGUCGAUUCACGCAACCUGCUGCUAGUUUCUCUUAUGGUGGUGGCACCAUUUCCUCAACUGGCACUGCAAAUCAAGCGGCUGCUUUACAUGCCAGGAGAUUUUCUACCAUCGCACGAGAGCCUUCAGUGGCAGUCCGAGCACGCAAUUCUCACGCAUGGUCUGCAGUGUCUGACGUCGACCAUCUGGAAGACGGCUCUAGCGAAGCGAAGAAAAGUGCGCACUCAGACGCAAAAAUCUUGCUCAAUAGCUUCAGCUCGCUUAUGGGACAAGAAGGCGGAGGCGAAGCUGUUGGAAAUUUUGUGAAAUAUAUCUUAUCAGGCGGCCUUGCGAAUUUGAGCACUGAUGUGACCAAAUUGAUCACCAAGGUGCUAGAGAGUGUACCCACAUUACAAGCAGCAUAUCUCACCGUCCAUCUACACGAGAUUAUCGAACAAUUUCAGCGCAUAGGGGGCUUGCUAUAUGCAGAACCCGAGAUUGCCUCAAUGUUCGCUGAAUUUAGUGGAAGCGUUCUCGGCUUCAUGUCAGCGGCACAGUCUGAACCAACUGGCGUAUCGUGUUUGACUAUACUCCGUACAAUGAUGGACAAGGUGGUCUCACUAAGUAUCUAUAAAUCGGCCUUCCUCAAUUUGCUUGAUCGGGUAUGUCAACUCAUCCUGGCGUCUGAAAGUGUACGUGACGGGCUUUGGUCAAGAUUAUCAGAUUCGCUAUUCGGCCCGCAAGGUGUGACAGAACAAAACGAAGUUCGACAUAUAGCAGAGUUUUUAAGUCUUCUAUUUGCUAGCAUUGAACAACUCACCGGAAGCUCCAUCAAACCUCUAGUGAAGAGCUUCGUUUCAUGGAUUGCAUUGAUUGAUGGAUCGUCGACCAAAUUGGCAGCGGAGACUCGCGACAUCUUAACUAAACCACUGACCACCACGGCACCCCCAUCGAGCGAUUACCAGAUGCAUCCACUGGGUUAUGUAUAUUCGCCCUGCGACACAGAUGCAAAACUCGAUCUGAUUUUACAAGCAUGGUCAAGUGGACUAUUCGACACACCCACUCACAAGGAUGUCUACGGUCGUUUCAAGCGGCACCUCGAGAAUGUCAUGCUGGGCAUUCAGGGCAACAGUACCUUUGCACGAUUUUCUCGUGAUCUGCGUAGGGUCUGGUUCGGGAUUAUGGGAGAUUCAAACUCUAAUCAACCGGGGACCGGGGUAGAAGGCGCUUUGGAAUCUGUGAAGACCCUGCUAUCUCAGUUAUUGAUCAUUCCGCUAGGGGAUGUUGAGCACCACGACGAAGCCACCCGACUAGUCUUCUCAAAACUCGAUCUUUCAUUGGUAGAUGAGCUACCGUCCGAGUUUGGCUUCAACACUCAUUCCACAUUCCAUGCCCACGACAACACUUUCUGUAGCAAUACGAGCUUUAGUAUGAAACACAUACAAUUACAGUCGAAAUCCGUGCCAUUCACUUACAUCAACAAGUCCCAAUCUGCUGUUGAGCACACUGGCACCUUGGACGCCAAAUUUGUAUUGGACGUGGUCACUACCCUGAGUCCCAAGGACAAAGCCUUGUUUCAUAUGUUUUCCUCCUUGCCCGUUUACGAGGGAACAAAGCUUGUUGUCACCUCAGCAGACAUCAAAUUUUAUCCAACUAAUUCAAACACCUUGCAUACGAUAUGGCCGGUUCUCGAGAAACAUUUGAUAAACAGUGUGCAACAGCGCGUGACUAGCUGGAUGGAAAGUUUCUUUCAAACUUGGUUACCGACUAAACAUCAUGUCGCUGUAAAGACUCCGAAGCUCACAGUGUCCGCCCUCAACACACCUGCGCAAGCUCAAAAGCUUGCUCAACCAUCACGUUUUCCCGAAACUCACGGGACUGCCAGAGAUCGCUUCAAGGCGUCUAUUCGCGAUUUGACUGGCUUGAAAACAGGAUCGGUGUUGACACACCUUCAGAACCCACUCUCUGGACCUUCUUCGCCAUUGCUGAGCCCUGCUGCAGACGGAGAAUCAAUCGAUGCCAAACGUAAACGAAGACAGUCAAUGGCUGAUCACCUUACCGACAUCUCGAAAGCAGACAGCACAUUGCCGCAAAACAUACAGCGUCCACCAGUUGCUAGCUCGAAUUAUCAGGGACCAAGUCAACACGUCCUACCCAACGUCUUUGAUGAAGACGACGAUGAAAUGACGACUGAAUAUGAUACCAUGGCCCGAAGCCUUUCAGUAUCCGCUGAACGUGACACUACAUCUUUAUCUACGGUCCUUCGACCCGUCGUGUCCGACAAAGCAGACCUGAAUUCAGUACUAUCUCAUCGAGGUGGAAUGCCUUGUUUCCCGACCGGUGAAAUGACAUAUGAAGCAUAUCAGAUGGCAGAGGCUUCUUUGGGAGAACUUGGCUCAAACGGAGGAAAUCUCAACCAUCGAGAACUCUCCUUAAUGGCUCAAAGCUUGUCUGAACUGACCUCGAGAGAUACCACCAUUCGAGCAACGAUUGAAAAUCCUCCAACCAUCGACAACUUGCAUGAUGAACAGCACGUUAUCGGUCUUGUCAACAAUAUGACUAUGGACAAAGUGACACGGCAUUUGAGUGGACUGCCUGACGAGGGUGAGAAGCUGAUCACCGAUGUAGCUAUGCAACACAAGCUAGUCCGCUCAGGCAGCCAUCCUCAAGAGCUUACCGACAAGGUGGUGAUGGCAGAUUUAUUGACUGAUAAGCUAAUGGUUGACAAUACUCUUCCGGAGCAUCAAGCAACCGGUGAUUUGGCGGGCCCUGUCUCUGGACUCGGCGUACCAACCCGACCUGGACUCACUCGUUUGCCAACUAAUGAAGUCAUACCGAUGGGCAAAGUACUCAACAAAAUUGCCACUGUCGACACCACACUCCCCGAAAAUAUAGCUUCGCCGCCCGGCCAUGAACCCGUUCUUAGACAUCCAUCAUCGCGCGGAAGUUUUGCUUCGCUCAAGAACGUACAUCCAAUGAGUAAUACCUUGGACAGUACGAUCGAAAUGGACUUUACUACACCCGAAGGACAAUCAGAGAUGUAUCGGAUGUAUGACAAAGCGAAGAGUGGUAGCGUCGGUGCAGAUCAACAAGUAGUUGGACUGACGGAACAAGAGUUGAAACAGAGAAGACAAUCUUUCAAACUCUCUGAUGAGGCUAUGCGGGAUACUACUCUUUUAGAGACAAUCCGAAGACCCCCGGUUAUUGACUCUAAGGUGGUAGUAACGGCUGAACCCAGUAGCGCGGUAGAAGAAUUGCACAAACAGCGAAAGAAAAGUAUGAAUGCUGGACAAAUUGCUUGA
This is a messenger RNA of Melampsora larici-populina 98AG31, 3852 nucleotides long. RefSeq lists its product as hypothetical. The record is from RefSeq and is a predicted model, not a curated record. The transcript has 5 exons. NCBI's taxonomy places the organism in Eukaryota, Fungi, Basidiomycota, Pucciniomycetes, Pucciniales, Melampsoraceae. The coding region runs from base 1 to 3852 and encodes 1283 amino acids.